Molecule: messenger RNA, 1128 nt
Organism: Ambispora gerdemannii
Lineage: Eukaryota; Fungi; Glomeromycota; Glomeromycetes; Archaeosporales; Ambisporaceae
Source: the annotation of a GenBank genome assembly
AUGAAAAUUAUCAUACUCUUUGCUGUUCUCGUUACAUUCACUAGCUCGGUAAUUGCAAAUUUCAUACAACAACGACCGCCAAUUCCUGUGAUUAUUGACACAGAUGGUGAUUUCGACGACUUUCUUGCGGUUCUUUACGCGCUCAAAUCCAAGGAGAUUGAUGUACGAGGCGUUACUUAUCAAGGAGACGGAUGGUCCCAUGCAGCUUCGGCCCAGAAUCUUGUUGACAUCAUCGACGACAUUUAUCCUGGAAAGAAUAUUCCUGUAAUACUUGGCGCUGAUUAUAGCCUCUAUGAAACUGAUAGACACCCCAAUGCUUUAGGUACUCCAGGCUGUACUCACCAGAAAUCGGUCCCAGAAGGUGCAAACGGAAAACGCGAUACCGAUUUGCUGUUCGGUCUCAAUCGAAAACUCAGACUGUCAAAGCGGAUAUGGUAUGAUGCUAUUAAAGGAUUUAAUAUCACCCGAGACUUUGCUGGCCUCAUCGACUCUACGAUUAAACAAACUGGGAAGAAACCCACAAUCCUAGCAGGUGGUCCAGCUACCAAUCUCGCUAUACUUCUACGUGCCUUCCCAAAUUAUACCACAAAAAUCGAUCAAGUUUUUUGGAUGGCCGGAGCUUUAGAUAUUGCUGGAAAUCUAUUUAGUGUGCCAAAUAAUACUCGUGCUGAAUUUAAUGUUUACCUUGACUGUGUUGCUGCUCAAGAAUUACUUGCCGCUGAUCUGAAGAUCAAUUUGAUACCUCUUGACUUUACAGAUAAAACACCGCUCAAUCCUGCUUUCAUAAACAAACUCUCGACGCUCACAAGUUUUUAUGGAAAGUUUACGUAUGAACUCAUAUCCAUUAUUCGCGCGACAUGGUUUGGCGGUGAUCCUGGAUUCUUUAGUGGUUUUUUUCUCUGGGAUCCUAAAGCUGUUGCUGUCAUCAAAAAUAUUGGUAUCGCAAAGAUUGUACAAAAUCGCACAUUGACUGUUAUCUGUGAAGGAAACGAGAAUUACGAUGGUCAGUUUGUAGCUUCUCAACUCAUGACCAAAGCAGAUCUUAAAGUUGUCAUCGAACCUAUUGUUGGUAACCCUGUUGACACUUCUCCAUUCUUCGAAGAUUUCAUCAAUGUACUUAGAGAUUAA